CCUAAGUGAAUCCCCCCCCCCCCCCCCUUCCUCCCCACUCGCGACACCUACCGAACGAGAGCCAAAAUUCUGCAGAAGUUCGGGAUGUCGAGCGCCAAGCCCGAGCUCUGCGUGGACCUGAACGGCUCGACCCUGGCCUGGUCGGAGGGGAAGUCCUCGCGCAAGUACGUGUUCCAGGUCUCCACCGUGCUGGGUCUCCAGCUGCUCCUCCAGGCAGACGCCCAGGACACUUCCCGGGACUGGUUCUCCUCCAUCGACCAUGCCAUCCACAGACUGGCCGAGACGAUUAAUCAAGGCUCCCCGUUCCAUUCCCCGCACGGGGAGAAGCCGAGGAAGGCGAACCUCACCCGGUCCAAGUCCACGAAAGGUGAGUUUUUUUUCCCGCCAUGGGGGAGC
This is a messenger RNA of Darwinula stevensoni, 396 nucleotides long. NCBI's taxonomy places the organism in Eukaryota, Metazoa, Arthropoda, Ostracoda, Podocopida, Darwinulidae. The record is from the annotation of a GenBank genome assembly.